UCCGGUAGGGUUUAUCAGUCCAACGAUUGUGUUGUGUGAGCUGCCUCUCAAUUGUGUACGCUCAACUGGUCUGCAAAACAUGCCUCGUACGACGACGGUUGAUUGCCGCGGCUGUCCUCCGCUUCGUGCCCUAACGUUCGAUGUUCUUGGUCUCGUCAAAGUCAUUGAAGCUCGGGGCAAGGAAGGAGAGAUUCCGAAAGUCGUUGACAGAUGGGGCGAACCUGAUUUCUCCAAAUCGGUGCUUGCAGCUUCUCUUAUUGAUCGUAAAUUCGAUCCUUUAUUAGCUGUUGCUCGAAAAAAUGGUCUGAUUGAAGUUCUUAAUCCUUUGAAUGGUGAUCUUCAUGUUGUAAUUUCGGACAAUACCGAUACUUCCCCUCCACCAAAAGAUGAAGCUAUUGUUGGAAUGCAUUUAUUUUCAAAAGAUGAAUUGGAAGUGGAAUCUAGGCAUUGCACCUUGCUUUCAUGUACAACAAAAGGAAAUGCGAGCAUGAGAUCAUUUGAAUUUUCUAGUUCAUCUUCAAAAGACACCUCUACCAAUCUUGUAAGAUCGUGGAAAGUAUGUGGUUCGGGUGAUGUUAUGUGCUCCAAAGUUGAUGGAAGUGAAACCCAUGCAUUGUUUGGAGGGAAGGGUGUUGAAGUUAAUAUGUGGAAUCUAGAACAGUGCACUAAGAUUUGGACAGCAAAAGCACCGAAGAAGAACAGCCUUGGUAUUUUCACACCAACUUGGUUCACAUCAGCAACAUUUCUUAGUAAAGAUGAUCACCGUAAGUUUGCAGCUGGUACCAACAGCCAUCAGGUUCGACUGUAUGACAUUUCUGCUCAGAAGAGACCUGUCAUCUCAUUUGAUUUUCGAGAGACUCCUAUUAAAUCCUUGGCAGAAGAUGUAGAUGGUAACACAAUAUUCGUGGGGAAUGCAUCUGGUGAUCUUGCAUCUUUUGAUAUUCGCAAUGGAAAGUUAUUGGGUUGCUUCUUGGGGAAAUGUUCUGGCAGCAUAAGAUCCAUCGCCAGGCACCCGGAAUUCCCCGUCAUAGCAUCAUGUGGACUUGAUAGUUACGUGCGCUUCUGGGAUAUAAAGACAAGGCAACUUCUGUCUGCGGUAUUCCUAAAACAGCAUCUUACUGGUGUUGUCUUUGAUUCUCAUUUUGUUGAAGAAGAUGUAACACAGAUUGCAGUAGAGUCAAUCCAACAAGAAACAGAGGUAGCUCAAACUAUCAAUGAGGAACACGUGCCUCGGAAAAGAAAAAAGGCAUCUAAAGAAGACAGUGAAGGUGGAAAGAGAAAAGGUAGCAAGACGGCCGACAAAGAAAAAAAAAAGCAGAAUGAAGUCACAUGGCGAAACAGAAAGAAAGCAGAGGUAGUAGGAGUUAUGUUCAAAUGAAGGAAGAUGGUUAGAAUCUGAUAUUCUUGGUUCUUGAGAAAACAGAUGGGUAUUCUUCUUCUGAAUCUAUUCAGUUAGCAGAUGGUGUUGGAAGGGUACAAGAAAAAAGUUGUUUAUCUCACCAAUGCAUUAAAUUUUGACCCAAAUCCUGAGUGGUGGAUAUGCAGGCUCCAUCAUUUUUGGUUUUUUGUCAUGCGAAGCGAAGUAUGAAUGAUUCCAUUGGAAGCAGUUCAAGCAUGUACUACUACUUGAGAGGUUCCCAUGUAAAAUGCUGUUUUGUUUUUACCAUAUUACUUGUUAGAAGUAUUUGAGUAGAAUACGUAUAAUGUUUUAGAUUAUCCCCUUCAUUUCUGGACCUAGGUACUGGAAAGUUGGGGCAACUUAACUUAUGAGCUCAUCAAUUUUCGAGGACAGGUCAGCAAGUCCUUGAAAUAUUAACUAUCAUUUUUUAUAUAGUAUAAAAUAUAACACCCAUUUGUAUUUGUGAGUUCAAUUAAUAGACAUUAGUAUCUUUUUGCACCUAUUGUAUAUAAUUUCACAAUAUAUGACCCAAAA
This is a messenger RNA of Benincasa hispida (wax gourd), 1933 nucleotides long. Its product is annotated as Transducin/WD40 repeat-like superfamily protein. Gene Ontology annotation, cellular component: nucleolus; preribosome, large subunit precursor. NCBI's taxonomy places the organism in Eukaryota, Viridiplantae, Streptophyta, Magnoliopsida, Cucurbitales, Cucurbitaceae. Gene Ontology annotation, molecular function: protein binding. Gene Ontology annotation, biological process: ribosomal large subunit biogenesis. The record is from RefSeq and is a predicted model, not a curated record.